Molecule: messenger RNA, 1550 nt
Organism: Manihot esculenta (cassava)
Lineage: Eukaryota; Viridiplantae; Streptophyta; Magnoliopsida; Malpighiales; Euphorbiaceae
Product: S-adenosylmethionine carrier 1, chloroplastic/mitochondrial
Exons: 13
Coding region: 155-1141 (328 amino acids)
Biological process (GO): transmembrane transport
Cellular component (GO): mitochondrial inner membrane
Molecular function (GO): S-adenosyl-L-methionine transmembrane transporter activity
Source: RefSeq, a predicted model, not a curated record
ACCGGUGAACCAACAAAACGGUUCGAUUUUUAGAAACUUCGAAGUGUAUAAACUGGGUUUGAAGUUUGAACGUUGUCGUUCUUAUCACCAGACGAAAGGCUGCUCAGCUCUGCUCUGCCGCCUUCUCCACUCUCAUUAUUUCUGGACACCUCUGAUGGGUCCUUUUACAUUAGCUAUUGAUGCAAAAGGCUCUUCCAAGGUGCCUUCAGGUUUUGCAGAUGCCCCAAUUAGGAAAAUGCAAAACUCUUCUCAUCUGAAAGCAAGAAAGGCUUUUGCAUCAAUGAGCGUGCAAGAAGAAAAACCAUUCGAUUUUUUGCGUACUUUAUUUGAGGGAGUUAUAGCAGGAGGUACAGCUGGUGUUGUAGUUGAAACAGCAUUAUAUCCAAUUGACACGAUAAAGACAAGGCUUCAGGCAGCUCGUGGUGGUGGGAAAAUAAUUCUGAAGGGUCUUUACUCUGGACUGGCUGGAAAUCUUGCUGGUGUUUUACCGGCUUCUGCAUUAUUUGUUGGAGUAUAUGAGCCUACAAAGCAGAAAUUAUUGCGAAUGUUUCCUGAAAAUCUUAGUGCUGUAGCUCAUCUAACUGCAGGUGCCAUUGGAGGGGUUGCUGCUUCUCUAAUUCGUGUUCCCACAGAGGUUGUUAAGCAAAGAAUGCAGACUGGGCAAUUUACCUCAGCCCCAGAUGCUGUCCGCCUUAUUGUCUCUAAGGAAGGUUUUAAGGGGCUCUAUGCAGGAUAUGGAUCAUUUCUGUUGCGAGAUUUGCCAUUUGAUGCAAUUCAGUUUUGUAUCUAUGAACAACUUCGGAUAGGUUAUAAAGCAGCGGCACGGCGAGAAUUGAAUGAUCCAGAAAAUGCUAUCAUUGGUGCUUUUGCAGGUGCACUGACUGGAGCUAUAACUACACCACUUGAUGUGAUUAAGACAAGGUUAAUGGUUCAGGGUUCAGCUAACCGGUACAAAGGGAUCUUUGAUUGUGUUCAAACUGUUGUUAGAGAAGAAGGACCUGCUGCUCUUCUCAAGGGAAUAGAGCCAAGAGUUCUGUGGAUAGGCAUUGGAGGUUCAAUAUUUUUUGGUGUAUUAGAAAGCACAAAGCGUUAUCUGGUUCAGAGGCGUCCUACCCCUACUCAAGAUCAAAAACAAGAUUAAAAUUAGGUGAAUUUUUCUGCUUAUGGAUGCAUCAUCAUUAAACAUUCCCUUAAAACAUAAAUGAGAAGCAUUCAUAUAAGAAUACCUUGAUGACAUGAUAUUGCUAUACUUGCUGGCUUGCUGCGACUGGCUUCCCAAUCCAAGGCUUCAUUGGGACUCUGAUUCAACUGAGGAUUUAUGAAGGAAUCCAUCAAUCCCUUUCAAUGGGCCAUGCUCAUUCUAAUUGAUGUAGGUUGAUUUUUUUUUUUUGCCCAUGAGAAAGCAAUUUGUAUUUCACAGUAUCAGUUAAUCUCUAUCAACAUUUCUGUAACAGUCUGCUUGUAAUCAUCAUUGGAACUAGGAAUAGUUUUUGAGGUUAAAAGACUAUGUUUGCCUUUGAAUUAAAUUUCGUUUAUGUUUUAGAAUUUUA